AUGAAACCAUGCAGAUGUUCAUUUUUUGGCGAGGACAAAGCCAACGUGCAGCUUGGAGCAAAGAAGUUAAAAGAAUAUUGGCAGAGGAAGAGCCCUGGUGUUCCAGUAGGAGCUAACAGGAAAAAGAAAAUCAAUGGCAGUAGCCCUGACACAGCCGCUUCUGGUGGUUACCGCUCACCUGGGGAUGUUCACACAUUGAAGGAGGAGAAGAAGCAUGAGAUAUAUCGGGUACAGAAGCUUGGGAGGAGCUUGUUCAAACUCAAACACCAGAGGGCUGAAUCCUGGGCCCCAGAUCCACCAGCGGGGCCCUCUGAGGUGGAGCAGCUACAAGAUGAGACCAAACACCUAAGGAAGGAGCUGGAGAGCCUGGGAAGACAGCUCCAGGCCGAGGUGGAAAACAAUCAGAUGUUGAAUCUCCUGAAUAGGAGACAGGAGGAGAGGCUGCGUGAGCAGGAGGAGAGGAUACGUGAGCAGGAGGAGAAGCUACAUGAGCAGGAGGAGAGGCUAUCUGGGCAGGAGAAGAGGAUACAUGAGCAGGAGGAGAGGCUAUGGGAGCAGGAGUGGCUGCCAGAGCAGGAGAGGCUGCUGGAGGAGGUGAAGAAGUUGGAACGGGAGAGACGGGAGGAGGAGGAGGAGAAGCUGCUAGAGCAUGAGAGGCUGCUGAACCAGGUAGAGAAGCUGCUGGAAGAGGAGAGGCUGCGGGAGCAGGAUGAGAGGCUGCGGGAGGAGGAGAGGCUGCCAGAGCAGGAGAGGCUGUUGGAGCAGGUGGAGAAGCUAUUGGAACAGGAGAGGUGGCAGGAGGAACAGGAGAGGCUGCUGGACCAGGGGAGGCUGCUGGACCAGGUGGAGGAACUGUUGGAACAGGAGAGGUUGUGGGAGCAGGAUGAGAGACUGCGGGAGCAGGAGAGGCUGCUGGAGCAGGUGGAGAAGCUUUUGGAACGGGAGAGGCGACAGGAGGAGCAGAAGAGGCUGCUGGAGGAGGAGCAACUGCUGGACCAAGUGGAGGAGCUGCUGGAACAGGAGAGGCUGCGGGAGCAGGAUCAGAGGCUGUGGGAGCAGGAGACACUGCGGGAGCUGGAGAGGCUGCGGGAGCUGGAGAGGAUGCUGGAGCUGGGGUGGGAAGCCCUCUAUGAGCAGCAGGCGUAGCCACACAGCAGCUUGAGGAGCUGAACAAUGAGAACAAGAGUGCACUGCAGUGGGAGCAGCAAGUAAAGGAGCUGAAGAAGCUGGGCGAGCUGAAAGAGCUGAAAGGAGCACCUGGAAGCUACGAGCCAGCAGAAGCAGGAGCUAAAGCCCAGUUGAGCCUCAUGGCUCUCCCUGGGGAAGAGGAUAUGGAGGAGGACAUCUGGACAGUGAGGAGGAGGAGGAGGCGCCUCGGCCCAUGCUGAACAUCCCAGGGGACCUGGAGAGCCUGGAGGCCAGGUGGCAUUUUUCAAUGACGUGGGAGCCAGUGCCCAGGAAGAGCAAAGGGUGUGCUGCCAGCCCCUGGCUCACCCAGUGGCUUCAUCCCAGAGGACCCCAGGGACUGGGGAGUGACUUUAUGGAGGACAAAGUGGACCUGAAGGAGCCGGUGGAGUAACUAGAGCUUCGAUUCAUCCACCUCUCAGGACAGACACCAUAAGAAAGUACAUCAGCCAGGGGGCAGUGCCAAAAUGUGGCACUGGGAGAGGAGGUCAUCAGCAGGCUGGCCCAGGACCAGGAGAUGCAAAUCUUCGUGAGGUGAGCCUCACUGACAGCGUGGAGCCUGCACCAGGAGAGGCCAGAGAGGGUUCUCCCCAUGACAACCCCACUGCACAGCAGAUCGUGCAGCUGCU
This is a messenger RNA of Rhinopithecus roxellana (golden snub-nosed monkey), 1814 nucleotides long. Its product is annotated as golgin subfamily A member 6-like protein 4. The record is from RefSeq and is a predicted model, not a curated record. Lineage: Eukaryota; Metazoa; Chordata; Mammalia; Primates; Cercopithecidae. The transcript has 12 exons. The coding region runs from base 1 to 1146 and encodes 381 amino acids.